AUGAACCAGUACAACGGAUCUUCUGCACUGUGUGCCCACUUGGCGGAGGGACAAGCAGGCCUGGCUGACGUCACCCACCCAGCCCCCAGUCUCCACCGUCAGAACCCCUCCCACGUGGACUCCAUCACAGCCCAUCCAGGCGUCGCCCUGGAGACCAGCUGCUCUCCUGAGGGGCCGGCGGAGGGAGAGUGCUGUAGGAGCUGCACCCCUCCGUCUGCACUACCUCCUCGGCCCUCUAUGCCCACCAUGGGAGUGACCACCUUGGAAGGCGUGGAUGUCUGCCAGGAUGGGGAGGACUUCUGCCUGGCCACAGAAGGAAGGAUGGAGGUGCUUGGUGCCCAGGAGUCAUCGAUGGGCGAGAUGUCACCGCAGAGGAAUAACGAGAACAGGGUAUUUUUCCAGAUCUUCCCAGACCCAGUGGAGGUGUAUCUGAGUCCAGAGGGCUCUCUCAAUCACCUGCAGCAGGUCAGUCCCUCUGAGAAGGAGCGGCUUCCCUCCAUCGUGGUGGAACCCACGGACGUGAGCGAAGUGGAGAGUGGCGAGUUACGGUGGCCCCCGGAGGACAUGGACUUCUGUUCUGAGGAGGAUGAAGAUCUGUUCCUGGAGCAGUGUAUCCCCCCGGCCAAUAUUGCAGACUGGGGAGAGGAGGAAGAGAAGUCUGUUCUCAACCACGAGCAGAACACAUCCCUCAUUGACCUCCAGUCAGAUGCGUUCAGGGAUGAAACACCCAUUCUACCACCAGGCAGUUCACCUGCUCUGAACUGAGCCACCAACCUCACCCAUAUACCCCUGCUAUCUUCCUGAGGAAACCCCUCACAGACCAUGGGUCACAAGUCAACAUGAAACAGAUUCCUGGACAGAAUGGAACUACAGUUCAAAUAUUGCCCAACAAUGAAAGGGGAUAAGCUUAUAUGUUAUGUAAAUAAGUUAAGUUAGACAGUGGUGUAAUGUUCUAUGCAAAAUGUCAUAAAUAAAACCAAGGACAGCUCUGAGGGAGAAGUGUUAUCUGAAGGAGUAGUGUGAAGGAGAAUAUCUAACAAUAUCUAGCAAGGGUAUUUAAUUUAAGAAAAUCACUGAUACCCAUCUGUGGAGAAAAGGACAUUUUUGUUUGGACACACCUACUAACACACCUACUAAUUCAAGGGUUGUUCUUUAUUUUUACUAUUUUCUACAUUGUAGAAUAGUGAAGACAUCACAACAAUGAAAUAACACAUGGAAUCAUGUAGUAACCAAAAAAGUGUUAAACAAAGCAAAAUAUAUUUUAGAUCAUUCAAAGUAGCCACCCUUUGCCAUGAUGACAGCUUUGCACACUCUUGACAUUCUCUCAACCAGCUUCAUAAAGAAUGCUUUUCCAACAGUCUUGAAGGAGUUCCCACAUAUGCUGAGCACUUGUUGGCUGCUUUUUCUUCACUCUGCGGUCCUACUCAUCCCAAACCAUCUCAAUUGGGUUGAGGUUGGGUGAUUGUGGAGGCCAGGUCAUCUGAUGCAGCAGCCCAUCAGUCUCCUUCUUGGUCAAAUAGCCCUUACAAAGCCUGGAGUGUGUUUGGGGUCAUUGUCCUGUUGAAAAACAAAUGAUAGUGCAAAUCAGAUGGGAUGGCGUAUUGCUGCAGAAUGCUGUGGUAGCCAUUCUGGUUAAGUGUGCCUUAAAAUCUAAAUAAAUCACAAACAGUGUCACCAGAAAAGCACCCCCGCACCAUCACAUCACCUCCUCCAUGCUUCACGGUGGGAACCACACAUGCAGAGAUCAUCCAUUCACCUACUCUGCGUGUCACAAAGACACGGUGGUAGGAACCAAAAUUCUCAAAUUUGGACUUAUCAGACGAAAGGACAAAUGUCCACUGUUCUAAUGUCCACUGCUCGUGGUUUUGGCUCAAGCAAGUCUCUUCUUCUUAUUGUGACCUUCCUUGCAGCAAUUUGACCAUGAAGGCCUGAUUCACACAGUCUCCUCUGAACAGUUGAUGUUGAGAUGUGUCUGUUACUUGAACUCUGUGAAGCAUUUAUUUGGGCUGCAAUUUCUGAGGCUGGUAACUCUAAUGAACUUAUCCUCUGCAGCAGAGGUAACUUUGGGUAUUCCUUUCCUGUGGCGAUCCUCAUGAGAGCCAGUUUCAUCAUAGCGCUUGAUGGUUUUUGCGACUGCACUUGAAGAAACUUUCAAAAUGAUUGAAAUGUUCUGGAUUGACUGACCUUCAAGUAUUAAAGUAAUGAUGGAUUGUAAUUUAUCUUUGCCUAUUUGAGCUGUUCUUGCCAUAAUAUGGACUUGGUCUUUUACCAAAUAAGGCUAUCUUAUGUAUACCACCCCUACCUUGUCACAACUGAUUGGCUCAAACGGAAAUAAAUUCCACAAAUUCACUUUUAACAAGGCACACCUGUUUAUUAAAAUACAUUCCAGGUGACUACCUCAUGAAGCUAGUUGAGAGAAUGCCAAGAGUGUGCAAAGCUGUCAUCAAGGUAAAGGGUGGCUACUUUGAAGAAUCUCAAAUGUCAAAUUGAUUUGUUCAACAUUUUUGUUCACCACAUGAUUCCAUAUGUGUUAUUUCAUAGUUGAUGUCUUCACUAUUAUUUAAAAAAAAAAAAAAAGUAAAAAUAAAGAAAAACCCUUGAAUGAGUAGGUGUCUCCAGAGUUUGGGAAACGCUGCUCUAGACCACUGUUUUAUGGACACCCAUAGCCUAGUCAGUCGAUAGUGGUCGCUAGAUCUAGUGGUCGCUACAUGGUCUAGGAUUGAUGUGCAUUCCCAGUAGAUACACUCCGGUCCCCAUGGACUGACUCGUACAUAAAGCAUCCACCAUUCAGGCUGCAAAAGACAUCACUUUCCUCCUUAACUAGCUUAAAUGGCGAGGUGACGGGAAAAGACGGGAAAAAACUGGAAAAUGUGUGUUAGUUGAAUACGGUGUGCAACAUUUUAAACUGCCCGAAAAUGGUGGUGAAUUAUUUUCUUUAUUAAGACAGUACACAUAUUUGACCUUCUUUUUUUUCGGGCAGCUCGCCCUUAAAGCUAGUCGGCUUCCUACGCUAGGGCACACACAUGAGUAAACACACGCACACUCUGAAGGUGCUUGUUGAUAUCAAAAGGGAACACAGCUGUUGUAUCUGCUGUUGACAGUUGAAUAUGUAGAUACAUCUAGAUAUUAAACACAUUUGCAGUACAGGUGCUGUCAUCAUACUCAACAUGUGUGUGUGUAUAGCUUUUGCUUCCCAGCAAAUUGUAAAUAUAAAACAAUGUUGUCAACAUCUUUUAUGUAACAGUACAGUAAUAACCAUAAUGACUUUAACAAUAAAAUUGUGAAAUUCA
Molecule: messenger RNA, 3290 nt
Organism: Oncorhynchus keta (chum salmon)
Lineage: Eukaryota; Metazoa; Chordata; Actinopteri; Salmoniformes; Salmonidae
Exons: 6
Coding region: 1-765 (254 amino acids)
Biological process (GO): positive regulation of DNA-templated transcription
Cellular component (GO): nucleus
Source: RefSeq, a predicted model, not a curated record